CUUUGGACUGUAGUAAAGGUACGCAGGUUUUGUUCUCUCUUUUGAUCACUCGCAUAUAAUAUACGUUGCUUCUCCAUUUCCUUACGAUUCUAUUCCUGAUCUGCAUCUGAUAUCAGAUAUGAAUCAGAAACUUCCUUAUUACACGAAUGCUGCUGCUCAUGAAAAUGGAAAAAAAUUAAAUUAAUAUAACUAUCAUCAGAACAGUUCUGCAGAUGUUGUUGCGGGCUGUGAUCUAGUGGGUAUAGUGGUUGGCCAAUCUCUUCGUUACAGGGGUGUUUUGGGUAUCAAAAAACCUGGUAUGGUGUCCAGUCUGUUUCUGACUAUCAUACCUACUGCAGUGGGGGUGGGGGGGAAAGAAAAAUAAAAAGACUGUCAUAACUACUAAUUCGGAAUAGCCUAAGAAUCCCAUUAGAGUAAUGAGGAAGAAAUUUACAGAAAUCAUCAAGAAGAUGGGUUUUGCUUAUUUCAUUGAUGUGCAAAAAGAACUCUUCUAGUGAUGGGUAUCGCAUUGGUUCUGGGUCUGUUCAUUUGAUCUUUUGCAUCUCUUCGUGAGUAAUAUGACACUAAAAUAAUAUAUUUUCAUUUUCAUUGAGCAAAUCACUUAACAUUUCUUUCGUUCACACUGAUUGCUUGUCUUCUGUGAUCAUGACAGAAAAUAGUUUUCUAUAUCCUGCAACAGUGGCGUUUGACUGGCAAAAGGAAAAGAAAAUAAUUAUAUAUUAAAAGAAAAAGAAAUGAAAUGAAAAGAAAGAAUUUUGAAGAAACAGCAAAGACAGCUUCCAAGGACCAAUUCUCAUGCUUCACAUUUACUAUAUGUAAUGUGAAUGCCUCUCCUCGUCACCAACCACUGAUAAUUCCUUCCCUUCUCUCUAAUAACCCCACCGUCAUUUCCUCUCCUCAAAACUCCAUGUACAUUUUAGGCUGUCCAUUUUCCUCAGACCGCAGAAAAAGGUCUGUGCUUUUGCGGUGACAUUUCGUUUGUUUUUGGGUGUUCCAAAACUGGCAAGGUCGCUUGAGAAAGCUCCGUAUUUGAGCUUGCGUAUGUGGUACCACUUGAUUAAACCCAGAAAGGAAAGCCAAACAGAAUUCCUGCAUAUGGAGACUUUGGACAAUGGGAUUGGUUUGAGAGUCUCGGAAUGAGAUUAUCUCCAUGUGGGGCUUUCGGGGUUGUUUUAAGAAGAGAUCUAAGGUUUGAGUUUGGUUCAUUUUCCGAGGAGGCGGCUGUGGAGAGGUGAUUUCAGAAGUGGUUCUGUAAACAGGUAACUUGGUAUCGGAUAAAAAAUGGCAACUGAUCUUAGCACAGGACUGUCCACGAAGACAUUUGUUUUUGGUCUGAAGUUAUGGGUGGUAAUGGGGAUCACUGUGGGGUUGUUUAUUGUAAUUAUCCUUGUGGUCCUAUCAUUUUGCCUUACUUCACGGAAGAAAUCCAGAAAGCCUAAUGACAUGCUUCCCGUUGGCCAGAUUCCAACUGUUUCAGAAGAAAUCAAAGAGAUUAAGGUUGAUCAAAUUUCAGCUAACCAUUACAUUCCGCAACAUGGUGCUUUCCUUACCCUUAAUGAAAAAUUGACCAACAGAGAGUUGGAUAAAGUUAUGCUUCAUUCAAAGAAUGGGGAGAAUAAUAGUCAAUCGGGCUCAUUUAAUCAUACUGAGCAAGAAGGUAUUAGUUCUCAUUCAGGAGAAGAGGGAGGUUCGGGAAAACUUCCUGUUUACAAGCCUCUUUCGCAUCCCAUCUCUGCUGCUUCACCUCUGUCUGGUUUGCCUGAAUUCUCUCACCUUGGCUGGGGUCACUGGUUUACAUUAAGGGACCUAGAACGAGCAACAAACGGAUUUUCAAAGGAAAAUAUUAUUGGUGAGGGGGGAUAUGGUACUGUUUUUCGAGGUCAUUUGAUUAAUGAGACUCCUGUAGCUGUUAAGAAGCUCUUCAACAAUUUAGGACAAGCUGAGAAAGAAUUUAGAGUGGAAGUUGAUGCUAUAGGUCACCUUCGGCAUAAGAACUUAGUUCGUCUUUUGGGGUAUUGCAUUGAAGGAACUGAAAGGUUAUUGGUAUAUGAGUAUGUCAACAAUGGCAACUUAGAGCAGUGGCUCCAUGGAGCCAUGCGUCAACAUGGAUAUCUAACUUGGGAAGCUCGGAUCAAAAUUCUCCUCGGUACUGCUAAGGCGCUGGCUUAUUUACAUGAGGCUAUUGAGCCUAAAGUUGUACAUAGAGAUAUCAAAUCAAGCAAUAUAUUGAUUGAUGAUGACUUUAAUUCUAAGCUAUCUGAUUUUGGUCUUGCCAAAUUGCUGUGUGCUGGAACCAGUCAUAUUACGACUAGAAUUAUGGGUACCUUUGGAUAUGUUGCUCCAGAAUAUGCUAAUUCUGGCCUCCUAAAUGAGAAAAGUGAUGUCUACAGUUUUGGUGUUGUGCUUCUGGAAGCAAUUACUGGAAGGGACCCAGUGGAUUACGGACGGCCACCAAAUGAGGUAAAUCUAGUCGACUGGCUCAAAUUGAUGAUUGGAAGCAGGCGCUCUGAAGAGGUUGUGGAUCCUAACAUUGAGACUAGACCAUCAACAAGUGCCCUUAAACGAGCCCUUUUGACUGCUUUGAGGUGUGUCGAUCCUGAUGCUGGCAAGAGACCAAAGAUGAGUCAAGUUGUCUGCAUGCUCGAGUCUGAGGAAUAUCCUAUACCCAGAGAGGAUCGAAGACGCAGGAGAAGUCAGGCAGACAAUGCAGUGCCUGAGUCUUGUUGAGAGAGCUCUGGGACGGGAAAGAGUGACAAUCCAGAUUUGAAGCCGGAUGACAGAAGAAACCACCAGACAUAGAAUGAACCAAUUACAGAAUCUGUGGGUAUUGGACCAAGUUUAAAAUCUUGCAUUCUUUUAAUGCCCUCGUUAGGAUCAAGGGAGGGAAAACAUAAAAUGAGUGAUAGAGGGUGGCUUAGCCUUUUCUUUUUAAUACCUAGAUUUAGAUGUUGUGAAAAAGGAUGUUUUGUUUCUGUAAGAGGAAGUUUUAACAGAACACCCCUACUUACGGUGGUGUGUAUAGGUCUUUGGAGACGUAUAAUUUUUUAUUUCUGCCUUUUGGGUUAUAGCUGUUACACCAUUUUAGUGC
Messenger RNA from Juglans microcarpa x Juglans regia, 3088 nucleotides. RefSeq names its product probable receptor-like protein kinase At5g18500. The coding region runs from base 1282 to 2727 and encodes 481 amino acids. The transcript has 8 exons. Gene Ontology annotation, biological process: protein phosphorylation. The record is from RefSeq and is a predicted model, not a curated record. Gene Ontology annotation, molecular function: ATP binding; protein kinase activity. NCBI's taxonomy places the organism in Eukaryota, Viridiplantae, Streptophyta, Magnoliopsida, Fagales, Juglandaceae.